Molecule: messenger RNA, 1267 nt
Organism: Coffea eugenioides
Lineage: Eukaryota; Viridiplantae; Streptophyta; Magnoliopsida; Gentianales; Rubiaceae
Product: transcription factor bHLH61
Exons: 4
Coding region: 1-1083 (360 amino acids)
Biological process (GO): regulation of DNA-templated transcription
Cellular component (GO): nucleus
Molecular function (GO): DNA-binding transcription factor activity; sequence-specific DNA binding; protein dimerization activity
Source: RefSeq, a predicted model, not a curated record
AUGGAGCAUACUGAUCAAACUCAAAAUGGGCUUUUGGAGGAGUUUUUAGUGGCUCCAAAGUUGGAUAGUUACUGGACCACUUUCCCCGGUGGAGGGAUCGAAAUCUUCCCAAAUGGUUGGAACUGCGAGUCUUUCGAUCGCAAUGAUCAUAACCAAGAUUUACUAACCUCAAACACAAACUCCAACUCGCUUUUAGGACUCCUCUCAUCACCGGCAGCAUUACUAGCGGCAGGGUCUCACGAAUCUGGUUUUGCAUUCCCUUUUGGCGAAAGCACCAGCUAUCCGUUUCUUGAUCAUGUUGGUGAUGGUUUCAGUACGGCAGUACCGGAACUGGGCUCCUCGUACGAUCGUUCUAAUUUUGACAGUUUACCACCAGUUCCCAUCCAACAAGAUUAUGGAGAAGGGAUGGUGGAACAUGGAGGAAAUCUUGGGCUCCGUGGUCUCCAAGAGGGGAAAGGAUUCUGCAAGGUGGAGGUUGAACAGCCAACCGCCACCAGCAUCGGUGCAUCUAGAGUGGGCUUGUGCGGAGACAAAAGGAGCAAGAUCAAGAAGGCUGAGGGGCAACCGUCCAAAAAUCUCAUGGCAGAAAGGAGGCGAAGGAAGCGACUCAAUGACCGGCUUUCCAUGCUUCGAUCAAUUGUUCCUAAGAUUAGCAAGAUGGACAGAACAUCCAUACUUGGAGAUACCAUAGAUUACAUGAAGGAGCUUUUGGAUAAAAUCCACAAGUCGCGAGAAGAGAGUACGGAGGAGAACAUCAACCAGCUGACUAAAAUAGGAAACUUGAAACAGCUAAAGCCAAAUGAGGUAGUUGCCAGGAACCCUCCAAAGUUUGACGUGGAAAGGAGAAGUGUAGACACGCGGAUCGAAAUUUGUUGCACUGCCAAGCCAGGGAUGUUGUUGUCAACAGUCAGCACAAUGGAAGCUUUGGGGCUUGACAUUCAACAAUGUGUUAUCAGCUGUUUCAAUGAUUUCUCAGUACAAGCCUCCUGUUCCGAGGUGGCGGAGCAUCGCAGAAUUGUUGGAUCUGAAGAUGUUAAACAAGCACUGUUUAGGAAUGCAGGUUAUGGAGGAAGAUGUCUAUAGAGAGCGUGGCUGCAGCAGAAUAAAUCUGGACAUUAUCAGAAGCCUAGCGAGGGACAUGGAAGAUGAUCUGUUGUGUUAGCAAUUUUUUAGUUUCUAAUAGUGUAGGCUUUCUAGAGGUUCAUUUUUAAAUCAUUAGAUGUAUAUGAUGAUUUCUGCCAUUAGUGGAGAUUUAAUGAAAGUAUGA